This is a messenger RNA of Styela clava, 7697 nucleotides long. Its product is annotated as mediator of RNA polymerase II transcription subunit 13-like. Gene Ontology annotation, cellular component: mediator complex. Gene Ontology annotation, molecular function: transcription coactivator activity. Lineage: Eukaryota; Metazoa; Chordata; Ascidiacea; Stolidobranchia; Styelidae. The record is from RefSeq and is a predicted model, not a curated record. Gene Ontology annotation, biological process: positive regulation of transcription by RNA polymerase II.
AGGGGUCAAUCUUUUUGCACAUAAUUACCCCACACAGGAUUCAAAUCUGCGAACCCAAGCUGGGUAAUCAGAGGAAUUGAGCAAAACUUCAAUUUCUUAUCUUUUGAUUUUUUCAAUAAUAUAGUCCAAUUCAUUACGUUGUUGUACUAAGUACAAUAACAUUAUGUCAUAGUGCUGUAGUGUCUUACCAACACAAUGAAUACCUCUACAUCAGCCAACAAUGGUGGAAAACUUGAUGAUUGCCACUCGUCUAUCUAUUCUCUGGCAGAUUUAACAGGGUUGAGAUGGAGAACAUUCUCUGGGCCGAAAUCUCUCCCAGUUAGUCCAUCUGAUGACCCCGUCCUCGUGGCAUUCAGCAACUGCUUGUCACAAGAUAUACUAGCUGUUUGGAGAAAAGCUCCCAGCUUGAAGAAAAGCACUCCAAGUUUGACUCAGACCCACCCACAUCAGUUCAAUGAAGAUGAAAUGAACUCAGGAUCUAAUUUUGAAUUAAAGAAAGAGUUAUGGAUAUUUUGGUGGGGAAAUGAAAAUGAGCCAUCAGUUGAAGCAGUAGGUAGAUCUGUUGGGCUCACUUUUGAAUCAGAAGAUUCAUGGGAAGAUGUUGGAUUAUCUUAUGAAUGUAGAACACUAUUAUUCAAAGCAAUUCACAAUCUAAUUGAAAGGUGUCUCCUAUCAGAAAGAUUUGUAAGAAUUGGAAAAUGGUUUUUACGACCAUUUAAAAGAGACACAGAUGUGGAUAAAUCUGAUAGACUUUCUAUAUCUUUCACUUUCUUUUUGAGAGGUGAAAACACCGUCUGUGCCACUGUUGAUAUAGGAUCACAUCAGCCAGUGGAACGAUUGAACAAUCAAUAUUUGAUCCAAGUUUCCAAUAAUCUCGUUUCCAAAACGGUGAUUUUAAGCCCAUUUGGACUUCGUGCUUCAGUUACCGGAUUGGUUUAUAAAUCACUUCAUGACCAAGCAGUGAAAACUGUAAUUGAUGAAUGGAAAGGCUUUUAUCCUAUUGACAUAUCAAUGUAUGAGAGACAAACGUAUGAUGAUCAUGACAAUGUUGAGCAGCCUGUGCCCCCAGUUGUUGAAGUAUUUUUGUCUGGUGUUCGAACAAAUUAUCCUUCUGCUUAUAUACUUGUACCUGUCGACACCCAUUCUGCUUUGAAGGAUGGCGAAAGUAGACCUUGGAAUGCAGAUAGAAGAGCAAUGGAUUGUGUAAGCCACCAAGGUGAUAUCACUUCAAUCGGAUCAUUUCAAGACAGCAUGGGGUUAUCAGUUAAUGAAGUUGCAACAUCUCCGAUCUCAGAAUCUGCAAGAGAUGGUAUGACAUCACUGAACCCAGAGGGUACAAGCUCAUUGGUUAGGAGCUUAAUUUCCAGAGUCGUCAAUGCCAGCGUUUCAUCUGAGAUGCGACUUGAAAAUGAAGUAAAUGGAAUUCAUCCACAUCACCCUGAACCUCUAACUGUUCAUGACAACAGCCCAUCACAAUGGCUCCAACUUUGUAGCCAAUUCAAAAAAGCGAGACAAAGACUGAAUUAUUUUCCUCCAAAUGAUGAUGAAUUGAGCCAGAUGACUGGAAAACUAAAAUAUAUGAAUGACAGCAAUCAACAAUCAGAUGGAAGACGUAAAUCAGACAAACAGAAACAACCAGCAACAGUUCCAUUUCAUCACACAAGUGCUGAACCAACCCCGCCUGGCAUUGUUAAUCAACAACUUGUUGCACCAUACUUUCAGAAUCCUGAAUCUAAUUCUAUGAUAAUGAUGUAUCCUCCUCAGCCAGUUGGUUUUGUAAAUUAUCCGCAAUGGAAUCAGGAAGAACAAAAAUCAUUGGAUCAACAAGGUAUGUGUGGGCCUAUGUUUUUUCAAAAUAAUGACAUUCCCAAUGUUCGUGAAAAUUUUCAAAGUGAUCCCAUAGAACCUGGAUUUCAAUAUACUAUCACUGAUGAAGCAAUCAAAAAUGCACCAGUAGGGGAAAUUAAAGAGAAUGUUUCAGUUUGGAAAAAAAUUAAGUUGCCCAAACAAGUGCAAAAACUACAAGGGAUGGCAAAUAUAGUUGGAAAACCAAAAAAACCAUCUCUGAUACCAGAACAUUUGGAAUCUGAAACUAGUGCAUCCAGCAACUCGUUUAGAUCUUUGAAACGUAUGAAAUAUAAUAUAAAACAUAUUCAAAAGGAACUGGCAUGGAGUAUUGAUUCGAAAAAAAUGAAAGUGGAUGAAGAAAGCACUGCCAAUGAUGACAUUGAAAAUUCAUCAGCUCCUUCAUACAAUAAUAACAUGACCGCAGGCAUGGAUCAUGUUAAUCCACCUCACGUUAGACUAGGUUCAAUCACAGGUGAGCUUGCUGGAAUGACGGUAUUAUCAGAUCCAUAUAAAUUUGAAGAUGAAGAAAAAGAUACAGAUAAUGUUGCUCCAUUUAAUUCGCCAUUCACUGCUGAUAUAAGUUUGAAGCAACCUACCGGGAUGUGGUCUAACAAUGAAAAUACAGAAGGCAAUAAUAUUGAAAUGAAUCCGAAGACGAGUCAUCUUAGUAAUCUGUUAAAGCAAGAACCAGGUAGUAUGUUCACCAAAGGGUUACCGUCAUUAUUUAAUGAAGGCCCCAUUGUUGAAAAGCCACAAAUAGGUACCUCAUUGAUGGAUAAAAGUGACUUAAAAGUUUCAGCUUUUGAUUUAGACAACAUGUUCAAUGAUUCUGAAGAUGAUGACAUGGGUACUGCAGCUGCAGAUGAUAUUUCAGGAAGCAAAAUGGUUUCAAAUAAAGUCAAUCCAAACAAAUAUGAUCCCACUCGAAUGCUUUCAAAUACCUAUGAGGCUGCACAUAGUCAAUCUUUCAUUGCUACUAUGAAAGGAGAUGUUGCAAAGUAUCAGACACCUUAUAUCAAUAACGAAUUAGAUUUUGCCAAUGCUGGAUCGAGUGUCAACUAUGGAGGUGAUGCAGUUUCAGUAGAAACUCUUGGGUCUUUAGCUAAUAAAAUGGCGACGAACUUCAUGCCUGUGCAUGUUUCAGCUAAAACUAAUGAAGUGUACAAGAAAAAUCCUUUAAGCAGACAGCCAAUGACAGAUAAGUAUGCCCCACUGGAGUUGAAACAUAAAUCACAUUCAAUCUUGGAAGGAAAGCUGCCACACACAUUUACAUAUACACCUUCAUGGCAAAUGCCCAUGGAUCAGUUUGUUGCUCCUCAAAACGAAAUGCCAUCAAUGAACGCUCAAGAUGACAUAAACCACCUGCCUUCCUAUGAUGCCCCUACUCCAGUAUCUCACCAUUAUUCAGUAAGCACACCUGCCUCUGUUCCUCAGCCAUCUCCACUUCCCCAGCAAACACCACGUACACCAAGGACACCUAGAACCCCACGUGGUAGUGUAUCCCCUGCUACUUCAACACCUAAUCCUGCAGCUCAUGGUAGGUUUUCUGUUCAUACACCACUGACAAGUGUAUCCUCAUCUGUUGCUCAAUCAGAUAUAGGUAAUUGCAGAGCAUCAUCUAUAUAUGUUACCCUAAUGCUGUCUGACUCUGUUUUAAAUCUUUUUCGUGAUAUAUCAUUCGACCAAUGCCCGAUGUGUGUAUGCAAUGAAAAUAUACGUAGUAGGGAUGUUGAACUUGGCUAUUUACCAUCAAUGGCUGAUAAUUUAUCAGAUGGACAAUUUCCUUGCUCAUGCGGUUUUAGUGCCAUACGAAAUCGGUGUCUUUCAGUAGGGGCUGGGCUCUUUCUGGAAGACGAACUUGAAAUUGUUGGAAAAGAAUUAGAAAAUGACAUCAUAAAAGGCAGAGAUGCUUUGCGAAAGCAAACUGAUGGUGCAGUGUCUGCUGUUGUCAAUUUUGCUGUGAGACAAGCACCAAAUCCAUAUCUGAAAGUGAAAACUAUAUCAGCGAUGAAUGUUAUUAAAUAUCAAGUAUAUAACAGCGCGGAACAGCAAGAUAUAAUGGAAGCAUGUGUUGAGGCAAUUAAUGGUGGAAUUACUGUAAUGGAAACAGGUCAUCAGCCAAAAAUUCAGGUUCAUCAUUGCAAAAAUGUUGUUCAUCGUUGGGUAGAUACUCGAUUAAUGAAAUGUUCUAAUUCUGUUGAUUUAUAUCAAUUAAUGCAGUUUUUAAAACCUAUUCUACAAAAUGCAAUACAGAGGAGAAGGUCUGAGAGGUCAUUCAAUUUCAUUCAGCGUGUGAAUGGACCUUUAACUUGGAGAGAAUUUUGUAAAGAUAAUACAGGAGCGCUUGAACCUUUACCAGUGCCAAUGCUUCUUGUUGGACAAAACCACGACUGGAUGACAGUUUCACCAUUUGCUUUGGAUUACUGGGAAAAGCUAUAUCUCGAGCCAUAUGCUGGAAUUACUAAUAUCCAUUACAUUGUGAUGUGUCCCGAAGUGGAACAUGUGUUUACUGCCACUAGAUUCUUUUUCAAUGAACUGAGCUCUAUUUAUGAUCUUUGUAGGCUUGGGAUGCAUAAACCAUUUAUUCGCGGCAUGCCUGAUGAUGGAAUUGUUUGCGUUGGAAACAAUGUUGUAAAUAAUGCCAAUCUCAAUAGCAACUCCAAUCGUAUCCCUGGUGAUCCUAACAAUAUAGAACCAACGCAUAAUCACAUUGGAGAUAACAAUGCCACAAAGUCUGUCGAAUCAUAUGUUACUGCUUGCCGUGAUAUUUUAUUUUCAUUAUUCAACAUUGGUGUUCCAGAUUCACAAAAUGAUUCAAUGAAGCCACCUCAGUCCACAGGUCCUUUAUCUAAUUCCAUUGGUACUCCUGGUUCUAACAGGCCUGCAACCCCUCUCCCAUCAAAACUGAAAGCUGGAAAGGACUUCAUACAGGCACAGUUGGCAAGUAAACAUAAUUCAAAUGAUAAUGCGACCAUUUUACUAUAUUUUGUUGAUCCUUUCUUUGGAGAAAAUUGUUCUGCCUUCUCUAUCCAAAUUUGGAAAUGCUAUUCCGAGGUUGUAAAAUCAUUACCAGAGUCAAAGCGAGAUUCUGUUGUUAUCCAGAUUGUUCCACUUGAGGAUAUUUUACAAUAUGCAAAUUCAAGCAAAAAAUCUAGUGUUUCUGCAGCACGAUCACUUGCUUUCAGUUCUUAUUUUCAAUGCAGGCAUAGGAUAACUAGCCCAGCUCUGGUUCGUAGCAUGACUGAAUUUGGACCAGCCACUUCUAAAUAUGAGGCUGCACAAGAAAAUAGGCUCAAACUGGCAAUGCCUGCUAUCCAUUCCCCCGCAUACAUCUUAGCCGGUUCCAGAAACAAUCAGAAAGAUUGUUUGGCUGUUGAGAAAAAACAAACUAAAGAAUGUAAUAUUUUAUAUGUAACCUAUUGUUUAUCGCAUGAUCAGAAAUGGGUUAUCGGUUCAGCAACGGAUCAAGAUGGAGAAAUGCUUGAAACUUUCUGUGUUAAUAUAGAUGUUCCACCAAGGAGGGUGUCCUUACGCAGGAAACAACGAAUUUGUGUAAAGACUGCUGCUAUAGAAAAAUUGUGGAAAAUUUGUAUAAGUUUAAUCACUGGUACUGCAUCAGUGCAAUGGAGAAUCGUCAUUGGCAGACUUGGUCGGUUAGGUCAUGGCGAAAUUCAAGAGUGGAGCAAACAUUUGAAUCGAAGAAAUUUUUCUUUGUUGUCAAGGCAAGUUGCAACAAAAUGCAAUCAAUGUAUGUUGAAUGCAGCAUUCAAGCAUCCUAGUAUCCUCAGUGCGUGUUUGACUUCGCUCGAACCAGAAGGGUCGUUCACAAUAUUACCCGAUCUUGUGAAACUUGCACCUUUUGGACGCAGCACGAAUAGCAACAAUCAAGUUCAAUUGAAAACCCCAGAAGAUAUCUCGUGCACUCAUAUCUAUGUGUUCCCAACAUCAUCAUAUGUACAAACUGCAGCAGGUGGAACAUUCCAAAAUGAAAAUAUUGAUUUCCUAUCAAAUGAACUAGGCUUAUCUGUAUUUGGUGAACAAGAUGAUAUACCUAUUGAAGUAGGUGAUAUUUUUAAUCCAACCUCCCCUGGUGGUAAUAAUCAGCAAUCUGAUGAAAUAGGACAUAUGAAACCUCAGCCAGAUCGCCUAACAUCUACGGAUAUACCAGAGGACAUUGUUCUUCAACAGCAACCCCUUGCAUUGGGAUAUUUGGUAUCUACUGCUCCUACAGGCCCAAUGCCUGAUUCUUUUUGGUCGUCGUGCCCUCAGGCACAAUUUCGCUGCCCAGUGUUCCUCCGAUUUGCUCUACAUAUUCAAAUUAGCAGUGAUGAAGUUCAAAGUAUGGGAUCUGGUGGGGAAACAAAUGAUGAACACCAUGAAUUAGAUUCUCAUAAAACUGCUCAAGUUCUGCGAUAUGUGAUGGAAAAUUAUAAUGCACUGUCGUGGUUGACCUGCGACCCCGUAUCCCGCGAUCGCAGGUCUUGUCUUCCUAUACAUUAUUUUGUACUAACAAGACUUUAUCACACAAUCAAGGAGUUAACGUAAUAUCAUACUUUAUUUAUUGUUAUUAUUAUUAUUACUAAACAGGUGUACAUUUAAAAUUGUGUGUCAAUUUUUUACUAUGUGUUUUUUUCUUAUCAAUGGUUCCAUAUGCCUUGAUAUUGAUAUUUUUGCGAAAUAUCAAUGUUUCCACCCAAGUUUGAAAUGACACUCAAAAGAAGAAGAAUUAUAUGUUCAUAAGCAUUGAAAAGUGGAGGAGUUUAUAUGCAGUUAGAUUCUAAAAAUUUGUUUAUUUAAAUUAUUAUAGAAUAAGCUACGCGAAUGUCUAUCGACUUUCAUUCUCUUUUUAAAAUAUGAUUCAUGUUUGAGCUAACUUCUGAAUCACUUUUAUUUUCAUAAUUGCUGCUUUGUGUCAAACUGCGUUGUGCAUAACAUGGAUAUGUCUUUGAUUUGAUAAAACUAUGCUUGUUAUUUUCAACAUUCCUUACAUGGGAUAGUAUUUGGAUGUAAUUUGUUACAUGACAUUAAAAGCAGAGAAUUUGCCUGAAAGGGUGUAUUUGAAAAUUAUUUUAUCAUAGAACUAUAAAAACAACAGGUAUGAUUUAUUAUCCACCAACAAUUUUGAGUUACAAUGUUGAAAUCUGAGACAAAUUGUCUUUGUAUAGUUCAUACUAUUUCUGAUUUGUGACCAAUUUGAAUCUUCAUAUACAUAAUUGGUUUUGUGAUUUUUAUCCUCUGAAAAGUUGAUUUCAUUCGAUAAGUGCCAGAAUAUGUAAUAUGUAAAAUUUCCAUGCAAGUGCAUGCCAUUUUGAUUAAAUUUUCUAAGAUAAGGUUAUGAAUUCUUCCUCCCCUAUUUGAUGGGAUAGCUAUUCCAGUUAAAUGUAAUUGUGUAGUUUGAUUUCCCUUUUUAUGUCUAUUGCAAUAUUGCUUGUUUAUGACUUUUAUUUAUGGGUGACCCAAAAAAAAGAACAGAAUGUCCUAAAUUGCCAAAACUUUUGUGUACAAUCAACACAUGUAGAAGUUUUCUCCAUUUUCGUACAAGUGAUUAAGAAAUUUAUGAGCUCUGUCAUUUUUGAGUCAUCCUUACGGUUUUAAUCUAUGUCCAAAUUUUUAUGAUGGUAUUCAAUAUUAACUUCAAAGCAAGGCGGCAAUGGAAUCCAAAUUUGAAUCAGAAUUCAACUUCUAACUCAAUAGAAUUGAGCGUGAAAAAUGUUGAUAAUACCAGAAAAUUUUAUAUUUUUAUGUACAUGACUGACUUGCGUUUCAAUCAAUUUUUCAUGAAAUUUAUUUACUGUGUUACGAUUAUUUAAUACCUUUAUUUGUAUUUGUUCAUUUUUAAAAUUUAGAAA